Molecule: messenger RNA, 2573 nt
Organism: Corticium candelabrum
Lineage: Eukaryota; Metazoa; Porifera; Homoscleromorpha; Homosclerophorida; Plakinidae
Exons: 11
Coding region: 23-2263 (746 amino acids)
Source: RefSeq, a predicted model, not a curated record
GAGCGGCAUAUUCAAACACGAGAUGCUGAGACGGAAACACAAGAGCUCUCGACGCUCAGAGAGCCGUCUCGUGUGCAAGAGAAUCUCUCGAGACAAGUUUAAAUCGAGUCCUUGCCCGCAAGACCGUACCUACCAGGAAGUCGGAAAGACGGAUAUCGUGGUGCCAACGGAUGUUGAUGAUGAUGAGUGUGUGGAGAGGCGUGAGGAAGGUGGGAGGGUGUCUGUGUCUGAAGUGUUGCGAGGGAUAUGGAGUAAUAUGGUGAGCAGCAUGAGGGCCGCUGUCGAUUCGGUGAUUUUCGGCGGAGAGGAGGAGAAUGAUGAGAACGCUGUUGGAUUUUUGUCUCCACCAAAGAAGAGACGUUCAAGCCUCUCGGGUCUUCGUACCCUUAGAAAUUCCAGAAGAAACAAAGCCAAAGAAAGUCCCUUGAUUUGCCAUCUCUCCAACAUAACACCCCUAAUGAACAAGAUCUCAACUGCCACAACAGGCUACAGAAAAAGCUCAAUAUCCGGAUCAACACGCUUACAGUCACUUUCCUCAUCCAACAUCAUGUCAACAUCACUGACAUCGAUGUCUCUAUCGACACCUCUCUGUGAAACCGAAACAAAUGACGAAACACUCGGUAGUCACACAGGCUGGAGGAUUCGAAACAACGCACUAAGAAAGUAUUACCAAGUCAGUCCGGAGGACGACGACAAGCAAUCGAGAUCUCAUAACUUUAGUCUGAUUCUUGACUGGGACAUAGAUCCGGAAGAAGCAAAUGAGCGAGACUCGGACGCUCCCAUAGCAAGUUGUAUUGACAUGUCGUGUGAUCCAAAUUUGGAUGAAACAGUUGAAGUCUCUAAACCCAGUGUUCCUCUCCCACCUCCACCUCCACCUCCUCCUCCUCCUCCUCCACCUUCUCUUCCAGCCGUUUCUCAUAUUCCUUUGCCUCCACCGCUGCCUUUGUUGGUAUCUGAAGCUACACAUUAUGAUGAGAAGUCGGAGUCAACUGCAUGUAUUGUGUCACGAUCUACGACGUCGUCAGAUGUUCUGGCUGGUAUGCAAAGCCGAUUGAGAAGCAGGAUUAGGAGAAAGGAUAAGGGAAAGGAUGAAGGAGGGACGAGUGCCGGACUUGAUGUGAAACUAAAACAGUGGACUGAAAUCCAGGCGAGAAGCCGUAAGAUUACGGUAAACGACUUUCUUGUUCUGGCAGAGAAGAAACGUGGAGAAGUAGCAAAAUUAGUUGAGUCGUUGGCUACUUCGUUGCCUAAGUCCGUCGCCGACAUCAAGACGGUGUGUGAAACUCUUUCUGUAGCUUCAGAAUGGUUUUCGGGCGGCAACAAAGAAAUGAAGAGCUCCAUUGCAUUGUGGCCCCAGGUGGAAAGAAAAAUUGAGUUGCUAACUGAAUUUGUUCAGGUUACAGAGGCGAUGGGCUCUUUGUCGACUGGGCCGGUGUAUCGUGAUGUGAUGAAGCAAGCCAAGUGGUUGCGUGAAGAAUUUGAACGGAAGCACAAUGCUUGGGGUCAAGUUUUGCAAUCGAAUGCUCACACCUGGAGGUCUCUUGAUUUAUCUGUGAGCGACCAACUACUAAACACAUCAACUCAAUACAUCGUCAACACAGCAAUACAACACGCACAGCUCACAUCCACUCAAUCCAAACGAAUCACCAAUCUUCAAACCUCGUUGUCCAAUCAACUCGCAGCAAUUUCAAAGGUCAAACAGCAGUUGCAGACGAGCAUCAAUCUUUUGUCUAAUGCAACUGUGUAUAUGAGGUUAGACGCUGUGAUCAACCAGAGAGUGUCACUGGUCACGUGUGUCGCUGAUUGUGCGACAAACUUCAUGUGUCUCGCGUCUUUGCAAUAUUCAGCUUUUGUCAGUAGAAAGAAUAGACAGACGGUUGUCGAGCAUUUUGAGGAGAGUUUGAAAAUGCUGAGGUGUGUGAAGGAGGUCUCUUCUAAGAUGCAGUCUGUUGAAAUGAUGAGUAGUCGACGUUGUGGCGGCUACAUCGAAAUAUUUCCUUCGAGUGAUGAACUAGCCACGGCAUUAUACAAUUCAUGUGUGACACUGAUGGAGCACAUUGCGUCAGCAGCGCAACCCAUUGUAUCAACUCAAGGAAGACUAACACCGUCGUCAUCCAGAGAGGUCAUACUGUGGAUGAUGUUCGGGUGCAAAUAUGUAAACCGAGUUCUCGAGAUGUUAGGAACUGAACGGGCAGACGAGAAAGGCAUCAGUUCACUCCUUGGCUCAUUACAGCAUCUAGAGAGUGCAUUACCUGCUUCAUGAUUUGCCUCGUUUCAGCUCACACAUAGUGUACACAUUGUGAGAGAGUAAGACUGAUUUUAUUGGUAUGCUUGACUAUUCAGUCGGUUUUAGAUAAUUUUGUUGCAACCAAUGUUAUGCUUGUCACGUAACUAGAUAAGUAUGUAUGUAGUAGUUAGUACAUACCAUACUACAUUGGAGUAUCAUUCGUAUACAAUUGAUUGAAAAUGUAUUUUGAAGACGGAAGUAAGGUGAAGUCUCGUUGAUGUAAAUGGGAGUGUUUGACACACACACACACACACACACACACACACACACACACACACACACACAC